Dichotomopilus funicola is the source of this 936-nucleotide messenger RNA. RefSeq lists its product as uncharacterized. Gene Ontology annotation, cellular component: RNA polymerase II transcription regulator complex. Gene Ontology annotation, biological process: regulation of DNA-templated transcription. Gene Ontology annotation, molecular function: DNA-binding transcription activator activity, RNA polymerase II-specific; transcription cis-regulatory region binding. The transcript is spliced from 3 exons. NCBI's taxonomy places the organism in Eukaryota, Fungi, Ascomycota, Sordariomycetes, Sordariales, Chaetomiaceae. Bases 1 to 936 code for a protein of 311 amino acids. The record is from RefSeq and is a predicted model, not a curated record.
AUGGAUUAUUCGCAACAUGCAUUUUUCCCUGGCGCCCCGCCAUACCAGUUCAUGGGACCCCAAGUCCCGUUAACUCCCUCGCAUUCCAACUCCGUAGCCUCAGAGGACUUCAAAACCUCGUCGCCUCCGGAAAUAUUUGAGCGAUAUCCCAACGGCAUUCCUCCCGAACAGUAUCAAAACUACGAUGGAUAUGUCCGAUUCAAUGCUGGACAAGCUUUUCCGGGGCCACCGACGCCGCCGGGACAGCUCGGUGCUGCGGGAGUCCCCGGCAGCGGCACUGCCCAGCAGUCUGGUCCCACCUCUGAGAUCACAAAGAACGACUCCGACGACCUCGAUGCGAGCCGUAGGCAGGGCUCGAACUCCGAGGAGGAUGACCUGACCCCGGCCCAAUCGAGGCGGAAAGCCCAGAACCGUGCAGCUCAACGUGCAUUCCGAGAACGCAAGGAACGCCAUGUCAAGGAUCUCGAAAGCCGGCUACACAAUCUCGAGCAGGCACAGACCGAGGCCGCGACGGAGAACGAGCGCCUGAAGCGCGACCUGCAAAAGAUGGAAACCGAGAACGAGAUCCUGCGAGCGACAUCGAUGGCCGGCGGUAACUCCGGGUCGCCCGCUGCGGCCGCACCCACCACCACCGGCCCGAUGCAGUACAGCCCCACCGACUUCUACAGCAACGUCCUCCAGGGCCAUGCCAACAAGUCACCCAGCCACAGGAUAGUCACGAGCGAGAAGGGAGAGCGUUUGCUUGCGGCAGGCGCCGCGUGGGGAGUUAUUGUCAACCACGAGCUGUUCAAACGGGGGCUUGUCGAUGUUAGCGUGGUCAGUGAGCGGCUGAGGUCCCAGGCUAAGUGUGAUGGCCAGGGACCUGUGUUUGAGGAGGGCGCCAUUCUCCAAGCCAUUGAGGAGAGCGUGGGGGAGAACAGCGAUGAGUUGAUAUAA